AUGCCAUUCACAAAAUUCUUGCAGAUCAACAGCAUCCUUAUUUAUGACAAUCCAAGAGAAAUUGCUAUUCCUCCGAGUCAUGAUAUCGAGAUAUUCAUUGCACCCAUACUGGGUGAUGAAUCGAUCAUUAGGAAGUUAAUGUUGUGUCGUCCCAGGAUCAUGUCCAUACUUCCAUGUACAAAUAGCGAAGUACUCGAGGUAUUGUCUGCACUAAAAAGGUGUACACAAAAGCAAAAUUGCGGUAAAGAAUGUCCAUUCAAUACCGAGUUAUUCUACAAUCAUCAUAAAUUAAAAGAAGUCAUCCGUUGUGCUGGUGUGACAAUUGAGAAGGGAAGGGCCUCCAAAUGGUAUUCCUGGUUGAAAUCCACCUCUCUAAUUGACCAAGUGACUAGUUUCAUGUUAACAUGGGAAGUUCUUGCUGUCCAUCUUGGGGCAGUUAUGGUCACGCGUUUCAUCCCCGCCCACCAUUUUGACGAUGAUAAAUGA
Molecule: messenger RNA, 486 nt
Organism: Solanum stenotomum
Lineage: Eukaryota; Viridiplantae; Streptophyta; Magnoliopsida; Solanales; Solanaceae
Exons: 3
Coding region: 1-486 (161 amino acids)
Source: RefSeq, a predicted model, not a curated record